Molecule: messenger RNA, 435 nt
Organism: Rosa rugosa (rugosa rose)
Lineage: Eukaryota; Viridiplantae; Streptophyta; Magnoliopsida; Rosales; Rosaceae
Product: leucine-rich repeat extensin-like protein 3
Exons: 1
Coding region: 1-435 (144 amino acids)
Source: RefSeq, a predicted model, not a curated record
AUGGGUGUCAAGAUAGUUUCAUUUUUGUUUAUGACUACUUUAGUAGUGUUGAUUCUGGAACUAGCAGCGGUAUCGGGUUUUAGGGUUGGAGACAAGGCCUCUGCAGCAGCUUCUCUACAUGUGUUGCUGCCCAAUAGGUUUCCCACAGGGGCAAGAUAUCCGCCGCCUGCUCCUACGUUCAAUAAACGUCGAAAUUUCAAGAGGGAUAUCUCUCCUCCUCCUCCUCCUCCUCCUCCUCCAUCAUCUUCAUUGCCACUGCCAUUUUCAUCACCUCCACCUCCACCACCACCACCAUUCCCGUCUCCGUCACCACCAGCAUUGCCGUCUCCACCGCCGCCUCAAUUGCAGUCUCCAUCAUCUUUAAUACCGCCGCCGCCGCCAUUUCCAUUGUCUCCAUCAACACCACCACCACCAUCUAUGCCAAUCCCACCUUGA